GGCCGGCGGGGCACGUGUCUCGGACGCAGCUCGCGGCCGCCCCGGCAGGAGCUCCGAGGCUGGGCGGCUCCGCUCCGCCUCCGCCGCCGCCGCCGCGCCGCGCCGGCCCCCGGGAGGAGAGCCGCGGAGCGAGGGACGCGGGCAGCCAUGGCCGAAGCGGCGCCCGCCCCGGCUCCAGAGAGGGACAGGCCAACAGGGGAUGAAAGGCCUUCGACUCCUUCUCCAUCACCCCAGCUGGCCGCUGAGAAGAACUCCUACCUCUACUCCACGGAGAUCACACUGUGGACCGUGGUGGCCGCCAUCCAGGCCUUGGAAAAAAAGGUGGAUUCCUGCCUGACCCGCCUGCUGACUCUGGAGGGGCGGGCAGGGACGGCCGAGAAGAAGCUGGCCGACUGUGAGAAGACGGCCGUGGAGUUUGGGAACCAGCUGGAGGGCAAGUGGGCCAUGCUGGGGACCCUGCUCCAGGAGUACGGGCUGCUGCAGAGGCGGCUGGAGAACGUGGAGAACCUGCUGAGGAACAGGAACUUCUGGAUUCUGCGGCUGCCCCCCGGCAGCAAGGGCGAGGCCCCCAAGGUGCCCGUGACCUUUGAUGACGUGGCCGUGUAUUUCUCUGAGCUUGAGUGGGGCAAACUGGACGAGUGGCAGAAGGAGCUAUACAAGCACGUGAUGAGGGGCAACUACGAGAUGCUGGUCUCCCUGGAUUAUGCCAUCUCCAAGCCGGACAUCCUCACCCGGAUGGAGAGGGGAGAGGAGCCUUGUCCUGAAGGCCCGUGGGGCCGAGAGGAAGGGAAUGAGAGAGAGGAAGCGUGCCUCCGCAGGCCAGGCGCUGGCCUUCCUCCGUACCCAGAGCAGAUCCCCGGCCCGGUCAGCCCUGCCCGGGCGGAGCCAAAAGAAGAUCAGGCCCUGGAGCACCAGCGAGACUGGGAAACAAGGGUGACCCCGCCGGAAACGGGCACUGGGCCCCCAGCUGGCAUCAGCAUUUUGUCUUCAGUUAAACAAGAGGAAGACUCUUCAGAUGGAGAGUCAUCAACCUGCCCUCCCAGGGACAUCCUGCCCAGCUUGGGGCCGGGGGGCGGCGCUGUGGUCAUCAAGACGGAAGCACCAUCCGAGGACGAGAUGACGCUGGAGCCGCCCUUCCCCGGGGCGUCCCCGAGCCGGGCCGCGUGUGGAAUCCCCAAAGGGCCCAGGAGCAGGACCGGGGGUUCUGGCCGGCUUCACGCGGGGGGCAUCCCCCGGGCACGGGCAGGGGACCCCCGGCCCACGGGGGCCGGGGCCCAGCCGCCCCGCGUCCUCCCGCGUCGGCGAGAGCGGGCCUUCCCCUGCCCUGACUGCGGCCAGAGCUUCCGCCUGAAGAUCAACCUGACCAUUCAUCAGCGGAGCCAUGUGGAAGAGGAGCACCGGGAGGCCCGGGGCGGCUCGCCCACCGGGUGGGGGGACGCGCACUCGACAUUGGAGCCAGGGGAGGUGGUGGUGCCCGGCCCAGUCAUCCGCUGGCUCCCCGAGGAGCGCGAGAGCCGGCGGCCUUUUGUGGGGCGGAGGCCAGCGGCCGCCAAGGUGUACCACUGCAGCGAGUGCCUGCGCUUCUUCCAGCAGCGGAAGAGCCUGCUGCUGCACCAGCGCCUGCACACGGGCAACAGCCAGGGCUGGCCCGCCUGCCCCUACUGCGGCAAGGCCUUCCGCCGGCCCUCCGACCUCUUCCGGCACCAGCGCAUCCACACCGGCGAGCGGCCCUACCGGUGUACCCAGUGCGGCCGGGCCUUCAACCGCAACCACCACCUGGCGGUGCACAUGCAGACGCACGCCCGGGGCCAGGUGGGCCCGCCCUGUCCCGGGUCCCCCGCGCUCCUGGGGAGCCCGCCGCGGCCCCGGCCCAGCCACUCGGAGGAGGGCUGACCAGGCAGGCGGACAUCCUGGGCAGGACCUUCUCUUCCCCCGCCCCUGCGGAGCUUUUCCACUCGUGCCUGACGCUGGUUCCUUCUUGGAUGGCUCUGGGGAGACUUUUAUCCCCCUUUUAUUCAAAUGGGAAGCCGUGGCUUUUAUGAUGACAGACUGUAUGGGGUGACCAGAUGCUUCAGUUCCCUAAGUUUGUCACUUUUUGCUGCCUUUUCUACAUUCCUGACUUAUAACGGCUCCAUUAAGGCUUAGGGGAGUCCGCGCUUCAGUGGGGGCCUUUGACCAGUAGCAUGGAUGGACAAGAGAGCCAGGGUGAUAGGCACAUUGAGGGCCUGGGGUUUCUCCAUCAACAAGAGAAACAGCAGAGUGGACAGAAAGCCUGAAGAAUAGGUGCUAGAAAUUUGAAUUUGUUACUAUUAUUUUGAAACUUCUUUUUUUUUUAUAUAUAGUUUUUCUAAGUGCUUUUGUAAGUAUUAUGUGUGGUUGUAAAGGGGACCAAGAUCUCCUGAGGGACAGGAAUUACCCUGCCGCCUCCUUGUGUGGGAAUGGCAGAGGCGCUGUCCAGACCAGCCUGGGGAUGCCGGCUGAUGGUGGUGCCUCAGCUGCUGCCCUGGAAACCAGUUAUCUUCCUAGAAGUGUGUGCUUGGCCCAGAGUGAUUCCCAGUAUUUCCUGUUCUUUCCUCAGUGGGUGUUCGCAUCCAUGAUUAACUCUGGUAAUCAGCUGAGAUUGGGGGGGAACUGAAGCCUGGAGUGGAUGACAUUUCCCCCAGGGUCUCAGUAUUCAUGGGUGUGCAUGCAUGCUCCAUGGACCCCACCUGGGGGGUGGGGGGUGGGGGUCAGGUGCACCAUGGGCCCAGGAAGUCCUUCUCCUAGGGGAAGGUCCUACUCAGAGUGAGACUGGUGAGCCAGAGUGGACUGUGGGAUUGCCAGGCCUGACUUGUCAUGUUAAAGGAUGGAGUGUCUUCUAGAACUUGGGGCUCAUGGCAGAGUUAGGCCAGGAGAUCUAGGUGAAUCUUUUAGCCACCACCAGCCUCACGUUCCUUAUCUGUCAAAGGUGGUUAUGACCCAAGUGCAUCCUCCUCCACCUUAGAGUGGUCACGGUCAUAAUAGAUUUGGCGGCAACGGAAGGAUAGGAAGCCUAUUUUUGACCUUCCUUUCACCUUCAGGGCCCCCUUCAUCUCCAGGUCUUUUUCCACUCAGAAUCACUCAAGAAGGACCUUUAUUUUCCGGAGCGCGUGGAAGAUCCUUCAGGUGCAGAGUGAGAUGAGACUCCCUUUGGGCCAUAUCCUGCAGGAGCCAUCAGUAUCUCAGUGGAACAAAACUCUUACCAAAGCAAAGAGGUUCAGACGGGCAGUUUGGACAAGAGCAUCGGGCCUCAAGGAGAUGUCCUGAUGGCAGCUAGCUUCUUGUGCCUCUUACAUCAUACCACUUUGGGUGCUACCUAGAGACCAGCCCUUGGUUUGGCUGAUUUCAAAGCUGCAGUCGGGUCCUCAGCUGUUCUGAUUGUUGUCUUAUCUGUCUGGCACUGUGUGGAUCAUCCAGUGUUCAAGCCUGCCUCCAGGUGCCUGGGUCCCUGGCUGUGCCACUUCUGUUGCCCGCCUCUGACUCUCCCUACCUCUCCUAAAGUCCUCAGCAGAGAGGGAGCAGAUGGAAACACUGCUGUCAUUUCUGGGGCAGAGUGUACACGUCAAUGACAGCUCAGCCAGGCCUGCCAUAGAUUCUGUUUGUCUGUUCUUGCAUCCUCCAUCCCUUGCCAGAGGCCCCACAGUCAGGACUGGGCUGUCAGCAAGUGUGCAGACAGGAUGUGGUGCUAGUGUAGCUGAUGAGAGCUUAACCCUCAGCUGCAGAGCUAGUCUCAGGUGUUUCCUUGGGGAUGCCUCAGGGCUCAGAGCUUCUAGGCCUUUUUAAUGCUUAAUGCCCUAUGUAAAUACAGAGACUCAGACCGAAGGAGCAAUCACUAUGCACUGGUGCUCCCCCUUCUUCCAAAGCACUCAGUGUUCCAGGCUCCAGGCUAGGCCCUGCGAGUUUGCAUGGCGCUCAAUAGGUGUUCAAAGGACCUUACUUUACACUAAAAUGAAUCAAUGGAGGCUGCGUGACCUGGAAGGAUGGAACCUGGUUUGACCCCAGACUCCAGCUCUGGGUCUCAGGUGCCUCAUUCAUAAAGCAGAAGUUGGGGUUCUGGUGUUAAAGGCCCUUAAGAACUAUGACGGUGGCGAAACCUUGGCCGCAUCAUUGCUCAGUAAAUACGCUGGACUCGA
Cervus elaphus (red deer) is the source of this 4151-nucleotide messenger RNA. RefSeq names its product zinc finger protein 783 (gene ZNF783). Bases 148 to 1893 code for a protein of 581 amino acids. The transcript is spliced from 7 exons. The record is from RefSeq and is a predicted model, not a curated record. NCBI's taxonomy places the organism in Eukaryota, Metazoa, Chordata, Mammalia, Artiodactyla, Cervidae. Gene Ontology annotation, biological process: regulation of DNA-templated transcription.